UUGGGGGCGUGGCCAAGGAGGGGGUUCCCCGUUGGGAGGGGGAGGGGCGGCGCACGGCAAAGGAAAAUGGCGGACGGAGCUGAUGACCUUCAGAGGCUGGCAGCAGUGGAGACCCCAUUUGGGGUGGUCGGAGUCGUGGCUGUAGGAUCCCAACGUGUGGGGAGACCAGCACUGCUCUGCUUCCCCGAUGUGGGGCACACCGCCGAAACGUGUUUCGGGGCUUUAUUCGCACACGAAGAAAUGGCGGACAUCGCCCGGAACUUCCUGCGACUGAACAUAGAGCCGCCGGGGAUGCAGCCUAGAGCGCCGCCAUUUCCGGCCGGGUAUCAAUACCCGUCACUGGAGCAACUGGCCGAGACCAUCCCCUACAUCCUACAGCACUUCAGCCUGAAGAGCAUCAUUGGGAUGGGAGUCGGGGCUGGAGCCUUCGUCCUGGCCAAGUAUGGGUUGUCCGGCCUGACCUCGUCCACCACGGAGCUGAUCAUGGGGCACCUCUUCACUCAGGAAGAAGUGGCGGCUGCUGCCCCCCCAGUACAAGAAGUGAGAGAGAACAUGGAGAACUGCCCCAAUGUGGGGCUGUACUGGGCCAUGUACAACAGCCGCGGUGACCUGGGCCUGGAGCGCAAUGGAGCCAAGACAUUGAGGUGCCCCGUCCUAUUGGUCGUCGGCGACAACUCCCCCCACGAGGACGCUGUGGUGAGUGGGCGGGGCUUAAUGCCCAUAUAUGGUCAUGUGGGCGUGGCCUAUGCCAUAUAAGGUCACGUGGGCGUG
This is a messenger RNA of Coturnix japonica (Japanese quail), 771 nucleotides long. The record is from RefSeq and is a predicted model, not a curated record. NCBI's taxonomy places the organism in Eukaryota, Metazoa, Chordata, Aves, Galliformes, Phasianidae.